AUGAUGCCAAAGCCCGCCAAGUCCUCUCGGUGGGUAAACUAUGCUGCAGUAUCGACUGUGUCUUCGAACCCAGCACCUCAAGAAGUCACCUCGAGCCUGGCGCUUCCUGCCCCGCCACCCAAGUAUGAGACAAAAAUGACACUGCCUCUAUUUCAUCAAUAUGUGAACUACGGGCUGAGAAUGUUUUGCAAGGGGUAUUCCCAGAGCUGGAUACGGCCGUUUUUCCUCGAUAUGUCGACAACAAGCCCCUCCGUCCCGAUUCUCUCUGCUGCUAUACAGUUCUAUAUCCACCAAGGCUCUUCUGUGCCAGUCCUGGAAUGCAUUGAUCUUGCCUUGAAGACUUUUCGUUACGAAGUCGUGUCGUACCAGGACACAUUGAAAGCUGGUAUUCUCUCAGCCGGUGUCUUGUUAUCUCAGCCUUGUACGCCAUACAUUCGUAUGAUAUCGGAAGUCUACAACUUGAACACUCAAGUGAACUUUCCAGCUUUGCAACAGAACGUUGCUGUACGACACGCCCUUGAGCUUCUGGCUGUUAUGGACAUUCCACAACUUGUCCUUGGAAGAGUUUGCCCUUCUCUUGGUCUCUGGAAACGCUUCCGUGAGGCUCAGGAUAGCUGGGAAGGCGGCAGAAUGACGGACGUAGAGGUGGUUUCGGGAAUGCCGAUGGACCUGCUGGAUAUAUUCGCCGAUGCGGAGCAUGAUGAUACAGAGAAUCUAAUCCUCCGCCUAUCGCUGUGGGAAUGGCAAGGUGAUACCGCCGAGUGUCUUCAACAUAAUUUGUGGGAUGCUUGGCGCCUGGCUGGCAUCGUAGAUCUUCGGAGACGGGACCGAUGCAGGAGAAGGUUACAGGAUCGACAACCUGACCAUGAUGCAGACGAAUCUUGUGGAGAUACAUCUGUCCUCGACCGCUUGAUGGCAGUUGUUUCCAUUAUCUUUGACUGCUCAAGGCUCCCAAAGCAUAGGCACAUACUCAUCGGUCUUAUAUUCCCUCUCGUUGUGGUUAGCCUGGAGGUGCGUUAUCUAAAGCGACAUGCCGAGGCGAAGCAAAUCGUGGACAAUGUGCGGAACACGAUUAAAGCGGAACGAACGUAUAAUUUAGCCAAGGUGGUGUUUCAGCUGCUUGAUGAUGCUUGGAAUGAUGGCUCAUCUUGGUACGAUAUAGACGAAAGGGCGCGAUCUCAGGGUGUAGAAGUAGCUCUGAUGUAG
Messenger RNA from Fusarium oxysporum Fo47, 1206 nucleotides. RefSeq lists its product as uncharacterized. The transcript has 4 exons. The record is from RefSeq and is a predicted model, not a curated record. Bases 1 to 1206 code for a protein of 401 amino acids. NCBI's taxonomy places the organism in Eukaryota, Fungi, Ascomycota, Sordariomycetes, Hypocreales, Nectriaceae.